Molecule: messenger RNA, 810 nt
Organism: Centruroides sculpturatus (bark scorpion)
Lineage: Eukaryota; Metazoa; Arthropoda; Arachnida; Scorpiones; Buthidae
Product: endoplasmic reticulum-Golgi intermediate compartment protein 2-like
Exons: 7
Coding region: 1-771 (256 amino acids)
Biological process (GO): retrograde vesicle-mediated transport, Golgi to endoplasmic reticulum; endoplasmic reticulum to Golgi vesicle-mediated transport
Cellular component (GO): COPII-coated ER to Golgi transport vesicle; membrane; endoplasmic reticulum
Source: RefSeq, a predicted model, not a curated record
AUGUUUUGUUUCCAACUGAAAUCAUCAAGUCUACUAAAGGAGAUACCUGCUACUGGAGAUUUUGAUGCCUGUCGUUUGUAUGGCACAUUAAUAGUAAACAAAGUUGCUGGUAAUUUUCAUAUUACGGCAGGAAAGCACAUUCCACAUCCAAUUGGACAUGCACAUUUAUCAGCAUUCCUUACAGAUAAAGAUUAUAACUUUUCUCAUCGGAUUGAAAUGUUCUCAUUUGGCGACCCCAUAAGUGGUAUUUUUGAUCCUUUAGAAGGAGAUGAGAAAAUAACCGAUAAAAAUUUCCAACUAUAUCAGUAUUACUUGAAAAUAGUUCCAACAGAGGUUUAUUCUGGAAAUCAUGAAGUUAAAACAUAUCAAUACUCGGUUACCGAACAAGAACGUGAAAUCAAUCAUGAUUCUGGAAGUCACGGAAUUCCUGGUAUUUACUUCAAGUAUGACAUGUCGUCAGUUAAAGUAAAAGUAAUAAAACAUCGCUCAUCCUUUUGGCAUUUUUUAGUGAGAUUAUGUGGAAUUGUUGGUGGCAUUUAUGCUACUUCAGGUAUAGUAAACAACAUGGUGAGUUUUAUAGUAAGUAUAUGCAGUAGCAAACCUGCCAAAGAACCCACUUACUCUAAACUUGUCAAAUUAGAGAAUCUCGAAACGCAUAACUUAAACAACAGUCUGAACAAACUCAUGACAGAACAACCUCAAAACAAUGUGUCGUUAAUUGAGAACCCAUUUUAUAACAACGUUAGGCUGUUUUCUGAUAAUAAUUCUUAGCAUUAGUAAGUAAAGUACAGAUUUUUAAAAUAAGCCCAU